Ahaetulla prasina is the source of this 1577-nucleotide messenger RNA. It is a transcript of the gene DNAJC28, whose product is annotated as DnaJ heat shock protein family (Hsp40) member C28. NCBI's taxonomy places the organism in Eukaryota, Metazoa, Chordata, Lepidosauria, Squamata, Colubridae. Bases 275 to 1414 code for a protein of 379 amino acids. The transcript has 3 exons. The record is from RefSeq and is a predicted model, not a curated record.
UGGGGGUUACGUCGCAGUUGUGGCUGAGUCCCCGGGUUGUUAGCGGUGGUAGUUCGUUAUUGAAUAACGCGUUAAAUCUGAAAACGCAGCCGACGUGUUAAAGAUGACUGGCUGGAGGAGUGAAAAAAGCGUGGGAAUUUUUAUUUUUUCACAGUCUAAAAACAAAUCCAGUAGAAUCCAGUAUUUUCAAGACAUGCUCAAUAACCAUGCUUUUAUAGAAGAAUGAAAGAUUUACAAUUAGGUGAUGGUUAAAAUAUAACUACACUGAAGAAUUAUGAAGUGGGUCUGUGCAGUGCUGAUGAGAAAAAUACACCAUCAUGUCUGGAUGUGUUCAGCGUUGGUUCCAAAGGAAGCAAAAUCAGUUCAACGUUGCUUUAUCUGUAACUGUAGACUGAUGUCAGAUUACAAGCCUCAGAAUGUUAUAGACUCUUACAAGCUACUUAAACUUCAGGAAGGGUGUUCAUUGGAUGAUGUCAAAAAUUCAUUUUUAGAGCUUGCUAAACAAUACCAUCCAGAUAGUGGAUCAGUCACAGCAGAUUCUACCAUUUUUGUUCAAAUUGAAGAAGCAUACAGAGUUGUUGUUAAUGAUAUGGCCAAGAAAAUAAAAUCAAGAGAUAAGGAAGAGGAUGAUGAAGAAGACAAAUCGAAAUCUAAAGCUGUACAACAUAGACAGUAUUUAAAUUUUGAAGGUAUUGGUUUUGGUACUCCAAGUCAAAGAGAAAGGCAGUAUAUACAGUUCAGAGUUGAUAGAGCUUCUGAACAAAUCAUGGAAUAUCGACAACGACAAAUGGAGAAACAACUAGCUAUGGGAGAUGUUAUGCUAGCUAAAGAUGUAAAGAAAAGUAAAAAAGUAAAAAUAACCCAAGCAAUCGAACGCUUGGUUGAAGAUCUCAUUCAAGAGUCUAUGGCAAAAGGAGAUUUUGAUAAUCUAAGUGGUAAAGGAAAGCCAUUACAAAAAUUUUCAGACUGUCCACACAUUGAUCCUAUGACACACAAUCUGAAUAGGAUCCUGAUAGAUAAUGGAUACCAACCAGAAUGGAUACUUAUACAGAAAGAAAUAAGGGAAACAAUUGAAAAGUUAAGGAAGACUAUAAUAGCUUCUAGGAAUAAGUUAGGUGAUCCAAUGACUGUCCAAAAAGAGAAGCAAUGGAAGGAAGUUUGUGAAGAAUUUAGGGAAAACAUUAAGAUAUUAAACAAAAGAAUUAAUGAUUUCAAUUUAGUUGUUCCUAUUCUUAGCAGACAGAUGGUCCAUUUUAAUGCAGAUAAAGAGAUUGCACAUGUACAAGACAUCUUUGAAGCCCAGAUGAAAAAUAAGUCCAAGGCAGAAGCAAAGAAAAGAGAAGCUGAAAUGGAACAUGGUAGACAUGACAUAAAAACCAUUGUUUUAAAGUGGAUAGCUCUUAUUUUGAAGUAAGAACAAGAAUUUAGUCAUUUAAUUUCAUAGCAAUGAACUUUAAAUAAGAUUCAUAAGACAUGCCAAAGGUGGGGUUUUUUUGUCCUAUUAACUAUUGGAACAAUCCCUUAUUCAAACUGAAGAACUGAACUGAACUGCAAAACUAUAAAUAAAUGUUUAUUAA